AGAGAGAGAGAGAAAGAUCAUUCAUCUGUCGGCUCUAUCGCGAGCUCGCGACCAAACGAAAACAACACCCCGGAGGAACGAAGCCGUGGGCCUAGGAACCUUCUAGUUCUAGAAGCAUCUCGAAGAUGCUGUCGUCUCUGUCGGCGUGGUUCGUGAACCCGCGGAAGAACCCGCUCGCCCGCCUCCACAUGAAGACCGUCGCCUACCGCCUCAGCAACUACGGGCUGCGGUACGACGACCUGUACGACCCGUACAACGACCUGGACAUCAAGGAGGCGCUGGCGCGGCUCCCGCGGGAGGUGGUGGACGCUCGCAACCAGCGCCUCAAGCGAGCCAUGGACCUCUCGAUGAAGCAUCAGUACCUCCCCGACGACGUCAAGGCACUGCAGACACCUUUCAAAAGCUAUCUAUCAGACAUGCUGGCUCUGGUGAAAAAGGAGAGAGCAGAGCGUGAAGCACUCGGAGCACUCCCCCUCUACGAGAGAACCCUUCCAUGAUGUCCCUGUUUUGUAGUCUUUUAUAUAUCAUGCAGAGCAUGCAAUAAAAUGCAGUGGAUGAUAUGUACUAUGUAUUGUGCUAAACGCUCUGUUGUUGUUUGUGUGGUGAUUGGCCAGCAGAAGAUACUUGUAUGUGUAACGACUUGGAUAUAGAACUCUAAAAAAUGUGGUUCAGUUGACCUAAUUUUAAA
Lolium rigidum is the source of this 688-nucleotide messenger RNA. Its product is annotated as cytochrome b-c1 complex subunit 7-like. Bases 126 to 497 code for a protein of 123 amino acids. NCBI's taxonomy places the organism in Eukaryota, Viridiplantae, Streptophyta, Magnoliopsida, Poales, Poaceae. The transcript is spliced from 4 exons. Gene Ontology annotation, biological process: mitochondrial electron transport, ubiquinol to cytochrome c. The record is from RefSeq and is a predicted model, not a curated record.